UUUAAACUUACCCACGCAAAGAGAGAGAGAGAGGGAGGGAGGAAGGGGGACGCCGGCUGACGGCGCGGAGCGAUGGGAAGCUACAAGUACUGCAUUUGCUUCACGCGCAAGUUCGUGUGGAGAGCGGCGGCGCCACCGCCCGACGUGAGGCAAACGUUCGUAGAAUACUCCGAGGGGGCCGCCCAGAUGGGCCCCGACCAGCUACGGCGGUUCCUCGCCGAGGCGCAGGGCCAAGCGGACGCCACACUCGCUGAUGCCGAGCGGAUCAACGAGGUGCUCCUCCACCGCCGCCGCCGCUGCCACCACUUCCCCGCCAUCCUCUCCCGCCCCGGAAUAUCCCUCGACGACUUCUUCCACUUCCUCUUCUCCGACGACCUCAACCCGCCAAUCGGAUCCCAGGUUCAUCAAGACAUGAGUCUUCCACUCUCCCAUUACUACAUAUACACAGGCCAUAACUCAUACUUGACUGGAAACCAACUCAGCAGUGAUAGCAGCGAUAUUCCCAUUAUAAAAGCAUUGCAGAGAGGUGUAAGAGUUAUUGAAUUAGACAUGUGGCCAAACUCUACCAAAGAUGAUGUUCUAAUCUAUCAUGGAAGGACAUUAACUUCUCCGGUGGAGAUGAUCAAAUGUUUGAGGUCCAUUAAGGAGUUCGCCUUCUGUGCAUCUUCAUAUCCUGUUGUCAUCACUCUAGAGGACCACCUUACUCCAGAUCUCCAAGCAAAAGUUGCUGAGAUGGUUACUCAAACAUUUGGAGACAUGUUAUAUUACCCCAAGUCAGAUUCUCUCGAGGAAUUCCCCUCUCCAGAAUCUCUAAAGAACAGGAUCAUUAUUUCCACAAAACCACCAAAAAAAUACUUUGAAUCAAAGACGGUUGAGGACAAGCAGGAUGAUCUUCAACAGGGUUCAAAUGAUGAAGCAUGGGAAACCAACACUGCAGAUCUACAAGCUCUACAUGUCUCUCAUGACAAGAAUUCAGGUCCUGAGUAUCGGCGCAUAAUUACUGUUCAUGCUGGAAAACCUAAAGGUCGAACAAGAGAUGCACUGAAGGCUGAUACUGACAAAGUAAGGCGACUCAGUUUGAGCGAGCAACAGAUUGAAAGGGCAGCAGAAUUGUAUGCACUUGAUCUUGUAAGAUUCACUCAGAAGAAUAUUGUAAGAGUAUACCCCAAGGGUACACGCUUUAACUCUUCUAACUAUUGCCCCUUGCCUGGAUGGCUGCACGGUGCACAGAUGGUUGCACUCAAUAUGCAGUCCCUCUGGCAGGGGUAUGGAAGGUCACUUUGGUUAAUGCAAGGAUUAUUUAGGGCCAAUGGGGGUUGUGGUUACGUAAGAAAACCUGAUUUCUUGAUGAACAUUGGUCCACAAGCUGCAGUUUCCAAUCCUGAAGCAAGCUUACCUGUGAAGAUAACCUUGAAGGUUAAGAUAUACAUGGGAGAUGGCUGGCACAAGGAUUUUAGUCGAACACAUUUUGAUGUCUAUUCUCCUCCAGAUUUCUAUGCAAAGGUAGAGAUUGCUGGAGUUCCUGCAGAUAUCAAAACGAAGAGAACAAGGACAAGACAAGAUGACUGGAUGCCAGUUUGGGGAGAGGAAUUCAGCUUCCCCCUAACCGUUCCAGAGUUGGCUUUGCUCAGGAUUGAAGCCUGCGAGUACAACAUGUCUGAUAUGGAUGACUUUGGUGGACAAACAUGCCUUCCGGUCUGGGAGUUAAAACCAGGAAUCCGAGCUGUGCCACUUCAUGAUCGCAAGGGGAACAAGUACAACUCUGUGAGGCUGCUAAUGCGAUUUCAGUUUGUAUGAACCUCAUUUAUCGGAAGUUUUGGUAUGCAGAUUGAGUUUUAUGUACACUCGCAACCUCUUAUUUGUCUAAAACUAUAUCUCGUUAUGGUUGUAGUAUCAAUCUCGUUUUAUGUAGACAACAAAGAAAAUUUAUUUUGGGAAUGGAUGCAAUUAACAAAGGUGUUUCCCCCUUUUUA
Molecule: messenger RNA, 1973 nt
Organism: Musa acuminata subsp. malaccensis (wild Malaysian banana)
Lineage: Eukaryota; Viridiplantae; Streptophyta; Magnoliopsida; Zingiberales; Musaceae
Product: phosphoinositide phospholipase C 6
Biological process (GO): phosphatidylinositol-mediated signaling; lipid metabolic process; release of sequestered calcium ion into cytosol
Molecular function (GO): phosphatidylinositol-4,5-bisphosphate phospholipase C activity
Source: RefSeq, a predicted model, not a curated record